This is a messenger RNA of Ipomoea triloba (trilobed morning glory), 1360 nucleotides long. Its product is annotated as probable cinnamyl alcohol dehydrogenase 6. Gene Ontology annotation, biological process: lignin biosynthetic process. NCBI's taxonomy places the organism in Eukaryota, Viridiplantae, Streptophyta, Magnoliopsida, Solanales, Convolvulaceae. The coding region runs from base 68 to 1150 and encodes 360 amino acids. The transcript has 6 exons. Gene Ontology annotation, molecular function: zinc ion binding; cinnamyl-alcohol dehydrogenase activity. The record is from RefSeq and is a predicted model, not a curated record.
ACCUCUACUCCCACUAUUAGUCCUACCCAUUACAUUUCACAGAAAUUAAAGUACAACAGCAGAUCAGAUGGCUCAGACCACCCCCAACCACACUAUGACUGUCUCCGGCUGGGCAGCUCAUGACUCCUCCGGCAAGAUCACUCCCUUCACCUUCAACCGGAGACAAAAUGGCCCAACUGAUGUAACCAUAAAGGUCUUGUUCUGCGGAAUAUGCCAUACUGAUAUCCACCAUGUCAAGAAUGAUUGGGGGAUCACAAUGUACCCUGUUGUUCCUGGGCAUGAAAUUACUGGGAUCAUAACUAAGGUGGGAAGUGAAGUGAGCAAUUUCAAGAUAGGGGAUAAAGUUGGAGUAGGGUGCUUGGCAGCUACCUGUUUGAAGUGUGAAUUCUGCAAGGAUUCCCAAGAGAACUAUUGUGACCAAGUCCAAUUCACAUACAAUGGCAUCUUUUGGGAUGGCAGCAUUACCUACGGCGGUUACUCUAACAUCUUAGUUGCUGACCACAGGUAUGUGGUCCGCAUACCAGAAAACCUGGCAAUGGACAAAGCAGCACCAUUGCUAUGUGCGGGCAUAACAGUGUAUUGUCCCAUGAAAGACAACAAGCUGUUUGAGUCAAAGGGGAAAAGAGUUGGUAUAAUAGGGCUUGGAGGGCUUGGGCAUGUGGCUGUGAAGUUUGCUAAAGCACUUGGUCACCAUGUGACUGUGAUCAGCACCUCUCCAUCAAAGGAAAAGGAAGCUAAAGACCACUUGGGUGCAGAUGACUUUAUUAUUAGCACCAACCCUAAACACAUGCAAUCAAGCAAAAGGACUUUGGAUUUCAUUUUGGACACGGUGGCGGCCAACCACUCCCUGGGGUCUUAUUUAGAGCUGCUUAAAGUGAAUGGAACUCUGGUGGUGGUGGGUGCACCAGAAAAGCCAAUGGAAUUGCCUUCUUUUCCAUUGAUUUUUGGUAAGAGAUCUGUGAAGGGUAGCAUGACCGGAAGUAUGAAGGAGACACAAGAGAUGAUAGACUUUUGCGGGAAGCACAACAUAUUGUGCGACGUAGAAAUGGUGAAAACUAAUGAAAUCAAUGAAGCAUUGGAUAGGCUUGCAAAGAAUGAUGUCAAGUACCGUUUUGUCAUUGACAUUGCUGCCGAGUCACCGAAAAUCUAGACAUUUAAUCAAUCUUUUAUCUUUUUCAAUAUUCCACAGUUAUAUUAAACUUUUAAUUAAUUUCAAUUUAUGUUUUUCUUAAAAGCAAUUUCAAUUUGUGUUAUUGUCAAUCUUAUUUAAGAAAAGCUCAUAGAAUGCUUUUUAUGGUGUAAUCUUGUAUUCCUUUAAAUUUUCCUAGGAACAAUAAAUGCACUUCUAUUUUCUACUUCA